UUCCCCCAUCGCCAUUUUGAGUUUCGGCAGUGUCGGUGUAGUGGCGGAAGUGCCGCUAUCAAUCAGCUGUAAUUGUUGUCCGUGUGUUUAUUUGCUGAUAAGGUUACAAUUUGGAACAUCAGGUUUUGUAAAAUGCCGUCCUCACCGCUUCGAGUGGCUGUGGUGUGUUCUAGUAACCAGAACCGUAGUAUGGAAGCGCAUAAUAUCCUCAGCAAACGAUCAUUUAAUGUCAGAUCCUUUGGAACUGGAACACAUGUGAAACUUCCCGGACCAGCGCCAGACAAACCUAAUGUUUACGAUUUCAAAACCACAUAUGAACAGAUGUACAAUGAUCUACUUAAGAAAGACAAAGAACUAUAUACACAGAAUGGAAUUUUGCACAUGUUGGACAGAAACAAAAGGAUCAAGCCACGACCAGAGAGAUUUCAGAACUGUAAAGACCAUUUUGACCUUGUUAUUACAUGCGAGGAAAGAGUUUACGAUCAAGUAGUAGAAGAUUUAAAUUCACGAGAGCAAGAGACAUGUCAGCCAGUGCACGUAAUAAAUGUUGAUAUUCAAGACAACCACGAAGAAGCAACUUUAGGCGCAUUUUUAAUAUGUGAACUUUGCCAAUGUAUACAACAUACAGAAGACAUGGAAAAUGAGAUAGAUGAACUACUUCAAGAGUUCGAAGACAAAAGUGCACGGACCUUUCUUCACACUAUUUGCUUUUAUUGAUGAAAAUCCUCUCAGGCCUUAUUAAAGAUUCUUGCAUUUCUGACUCAAACCUUUUCAUUUUUUUUUAUUUUUUUUUUCUCCCUCCAAAGUGUUUCAUUCAUUCAGGUAUUCUGUCCAGAAAGGCAGGGAUGUAUAAACUGUGUAUAUAUGGAAAAGAAAAUAUAGACUAUGACCGAUAUUAAAAAGAAAAUCAAGAUGACCUAAAUUGUGCUGGAUAAAGUAUUAUUUUAAUUUUUUAUAUAUAUAUAUACUAAUUUUCCACACAAGGAUUCUUCUGUUGUGGUUCCGUUUUGCUUUUUUUUGUUUUUUUUAAAUAUAUAUAUAUAUAUAUAUAUAUAUAUAUAUAUAUAUAUAUAUAUAUAACCCCUUGACUGACAGAAGAAAUAGGAAACAUUAUUAAUGGACCUGCUGUCAGUUUAGGGGUUAGUGAUACUGACUUAAAAUGCUGUAAUAGCAGACCUGCAAAUAUGAAUAUUAAUAUCUGUAAUAUAAUAGGUAAUAAAUUGGAACUUUGUCCAAGAACAUUGUUUGUACUUUUUUUUUCCUGACAAUAUUUCAACUGUUAUUAAACAACUGUUUAUUUUA
This is a messenger RNA of Bombina bombina (fire-bellied toad), 1302 nucleotides long. RefSeq names its product SSU72 homolog, RNA polymerase II CTD phosphatase (gene SSU72). Lineage: Eukaryota; Metazoa; Chordata; Amphibia; Anura; Bombinatoridae. Gene Ontology annotation, molecular function: RNA polymerase II CTD heptapeptide repeat phosphatase activity. The transcript is spliced from 5 exons. Bases 133 to 717 code for a protein of 194 amino acids. Gene Ontology annotation, cellular component: mRNA cleavage and polyadenylation specificity factor complex; nucleus. The record is from RefSeq and is a predicted model, not a curated record. Gene Ontology annotation, biological process: termination of RNA polymerase II transcription.